CUUUAUUAUACCCUGUUAUGGAAUAACAGGGUUCGACAAUGCCUAGGUACAAUACUGUUUCCAGCGAACGCGUGUAAAGGUUCUUGUUUUUCCAUCUGCAGCCAGUGAUUAGCAACAGGCUGGUCUUAUCGGUUCCUCGUGAACUCUUUGAUCGUUCUUCGGCCAAGAUUUGGUUAAGAAAACGGUAGUAUCAAUUCUGCGUACUAACUAAGCAAGCAUUAUGGCAACCACUCGUGUUGGCCAAAUUCUUUUCACCAAAACCUUGCAAAUUGCUCGAAAACCACAAUAUGUUGCAUCUAAUGUGAAAUAUUAUUGUUGUCAAGUUUCAAAUUAUGAGUAUAUCAAGGUUGAAACCGUUGGUGAGAAAAAAAAUGUGGGCCUUAUUACCUUAAACAGACCAAAAGCACUGAAUGCCCUUUGCGAUAAAUUAAUGACUGAAGUAAAUGAUGCUGUGGCCAAAUUUGAUAAAAAUGAGAAUGUUGGUGCAAUUGUUCUUACUGGCAGCGAGAAAGCAUUUGCUGCUGGUGCCGAUAUUAAAGAAAUGCAAAAUAAUACAUACUCUCAAACUAUUAAGGGAAAUUUCUUGACCCAUUGGGACGGUGUUUCUAGAGCAGUAAAACCUGUAAUCGCUGCAGUAAAUGGUUAUGCUUUAGGUGGAGGUUGUGAAUUAGCAAUGAUGUGCGAUAUCAUUUAUGCAGGAGAUAAGGCAAAAUUUGGUCAGCCAGAAAUUGCUAUUGGUACAAUACCUGGUGCAGGUGGUACUCAAAGGUUAACUAGAGUAAUUGGCAAGAGCAAAGCAAUGGAAAUGGUGCUUACAGGAAAUCAGAUAACUGCUGAAGAGGCUGAAAAGAGUGGUCUGGUUAGUAAAGUUGUUCCUGCCUCAGAACUUGUUGCAGCAGCUGUUAAAUUAGGCGAAAAAAUUGCAUCACAUUCUCAGUUAACUGUUGCCAUGGCUAAAGAAUCUGUUAAUACGGCUUAUGAAACCACUCUAAGAGAGGGACUGCACUUUGAGAAAAGGAUGUUCCAUGGUACAUUUGCGACGGCUGAUAGAAAAGAAGGAAUGACGGCAUUCGUUGAAAAACGUGCACCGAAAUUCACAAACCAAUAAAUCUCUUGUUAUCUCCGUUAUUGGAGUGCCAUAAAACUACUUACUUUUUUAAAUAAAUUUUAUACGUUGAAUUAAAUAUUUUUUAUAUUUGUUAUUUAGAUGAAAGAUGUUCAAAUAAAAUAUGUUUUUCAACAAAGGUAACGUUCAAAGAGAACCUUUAUUUAGUUGCUACCUUUACAUCUAUAUGAUCCUUGAGUAUGAUACAUUUACAGUUAACGUAGUCAUCGUGGUUGACACCAAGUUAAUGAUUAUUGUUCAAUAAUAAUUACGGUGAUCGUAUUUUGUAAAAGCAUCGAUGCUAUUGGCAUCAGGAAAGGUAUCCAAGAACGGUAGGAACAAUGGAAUUUCAUACCAACAUCUUAUACAAUAAAUAUUAAAACUUUACAAUGCACACUUUGUUUCAAAAUCUCUAUAAUAUUCGUGUUUUCAGAUUUUCCGAGAAUCGAAGAACUACUCACGAUAUAAAAAAAUGUUCCCUGUUUUUCAACGUGAUUGUUUAAGAAUACCAAGAAAAUACUUAUAGAAGAUUACGCUCGUUUUUUUAGCAUUGCAACCUUUGUAUUAAAAUAUAUAGUCCUAAAUAUUUAGAAAGCCACAAAUACGCAAUGUAUCAAACAAUUUACAGAGAAACAGUAGUAUCAAAUUCGGGACGAAUGUUUAAUCGAUCCUCUUAUAAAAUCUGCUCAGUUGACUAGCUAACACUAACAAUGUUCAGGUAUGAUGAAAGAGUUGUGCAUACUUAUUAUUAUCUCAUGUAAUUACCAUAUUUCACCUGGGUUUCUUCGUCCUUAUCUUAAAUGCUAAAAAAAAAUUCAAACUAGCUACUCUUACAUGCUAAGUGUUUCUCACGUGUUCGCUGCAUUUCUUAAUUAUUACUUUAAGUACACACACAAAAGGGUUCCUCGUAAAAUUCUGGGACUAUAAAACCUCAAAGAAGUUUCCGUAUCUUAUGCAGUGCUACGUUUAUUUACAGAGAUUUUCCUGUGAAAAGUUUCUUCAAAAAGCGUUCUCAAAAAAAGGACUUUCUAAAAGUAUUGUCAUGAUAUGUGUAAUCGUUCCUUUUGAUUAUCCGAAUAUCCUUAUUUUGUACGAGAGUUUGUUACUUGGUCCAUUUACCUGCAAUCGAGUCUGGAAACUUCUUAAAAUCGAAAUGGAAAUAAGUGUAUUGGGUACAUCAAGAGUCGACGGAACCGACCCAAUGGUUUACCGCUUGUUGCGGCUCUUCAUGGUGAAACGUCUC
This is a messenger RNA of Megachile rotundata (alfalfa leafcutting bee), 2348 nucleotides long. It is a transcript of the gene Echs1, whose product is annotated as Enoyl-CoA hydratase, short chain 1. Gene Ontology annotation, cellular component: mitochondrion. The record is from RefSeq and is a predicted model, not a curated record. NCBI's taxonomy places the organism in Eukaryota, Metazoa, Arthropoda, Insecta, Hymenoptera, Megachilidae. Gene Ontology annotation, biological process: fatty acid beta-oxidation. Gene Ontology annotation, molecular function: catalytic activity.